Messenger RNA from Saxophila tyrrhenica, 315 nucleotides. RefSeq lists its product as uncharacterized. NCBI's taxonomy places the organism in Eukaryota, Fungi, Ascomycota, Dothideomycetes, Mycosphaerellales, Extremaceae. The transcript is spliced from 2 exons. The record is from RefSeq and is a predicted model, not a curated record. The coding region runs from base 1 to 315 and encodes 104 amino acids.
AUGGCAUUUGAGGACGAGCGGAAGCCAAAGUCAAAAGCUCCGCGACCCUCGCCGACCGAGAGUGAGAGGGAGGUCCGAAGCAUACGCGAAGAAGAGCGGAAGGCCGAGCGGGAGGCCGAGCGGCAGGAGAGAAGGAAGGAGAGACGCGAGGAGAGACGUGAAGAGAGAGGAGAAGAGGAGCGAAAGGAAGAGCAGCGGAGGCGUCCAAAGUCGGGCAAGAAGACAGAUCCUUACGCAAUUGCCAGAUGGCGGGACGAGAAGCAGGGACCGGGAGGCGAGGAACCGUGGAAGGCCGGGUUGGGGCGGAAUCGCUAA